Messenger RNA from Esox lucius (northern pike), 2489 nucleotides. RefSeq names its product transmembrane protein 100a (gene tmem100a). Bases 502 to 918 code for a protein of 138 amino acids. Lineage: Eukaryota; Metazoa; Chordata; Actinopteri; Esociformes; Esocidae. The transcript has 2 exons. The record is from RefSeq and is a predicted model, not a curated record. Gene Ontology annotation, biological process: cellular response to BMP stimulus.
UGUAACGUGCUUUUGGAUCCCUCCAGCGACAUAUUUAUAAAAGUGCUUGGAAUGCAAGAAGAUGGCAAUAAAACAGUCGCUUUCUUUACACUUUAGGAAACGCGCAGGGGACAUCCGAUGAAUGGGAGUCAGUUUCAACACCGUUCGUACAAGGCGAUCUGUAAAACGCUGAGCAGAGCGUACACUGGAACUGUGUUUAGAAACUAAACAUUCAAUCUGCCUCAUGUAUUUUGCAUAACGACGAGGAGAGUCUUAUUUGCGUGUCGAACUUUGAAAGGCUACACGGAUUUGGAAUAUGGAAAACAAACGGUUGACUCUUUGUUUUAUUAGUCGAAGGGAAAAAACAUCUUAUUAAACGGUACGGGGAUGGAAAAUGCGUGCGCGCUUUGGACACGCUGACAGAACAACCACAGGAUACAAAAAAGUGAAGACCUAUUGCUGGCUAAAUCACGGAGCCAUCUGCGGUUUGAAGGGAGAAAAAUCUUGAGGCUGGAUCCGGCCAUGCCAGAGGAACCCAGUAAAGACACCAUGACUGUCCCAGCGGCCCCGGAAAGAGCAGCCACAGAGAAGGCCAACAACAAUGACCACACUCCAACUGUGACUAUAGCAGCUAUGCCUUUGGUCACUGAAAUCCAACUGAAUGCAGCCACGGGUGGUGCAGAACUUUCCUGCUAUCGUUGCACAGUACCGUUUGGCUUGGUGGUUCUCAUUGCCGGUAUAGUGGUCACUUCUGUGGCUUACAGCUUCAACUCACAUGGGUCCACCAUCUCCUACUUUGGGCUUGUUCUGCUGUCUGCUGGACUAAUGUUACUGGCGUUAAGUGCGGUAUGCUGGAAGAUGAGACUUGAACGAAAGAAGGAGAGGCGGAGAGAAAGCCAAACUGCACUGGUUGCAAACCAGAGGAGCAUCUUUGCAUGAUGGGAUAGGCUGAUCAUUAAGGGCUCAGUUUUUCAAAGGUUAUGUAGCCGGGUUACGCCUAUCCAAUAGGAAACAAAUGCAUAUAAAUAUGUUGAAUAUUUAUGUAUAUUCCCCAUUCUGUCCCCAUCCAAGUAAAUGUAUUUGUCUGUUGUAGCCACUCAAUUUCUAUAUAUUUAGUCCUAUUUGAUAGAUAAAAUUUGGAUGGAUAACUUUUGAGAGAAAAAAAAACGUCCUAGGAGAGAAAAUACGUAUUUUGGAUUUUUGGCUGCUGUAGUGGUUAAUGUGAAGACCUUCAUGAGUAAGGUUGUAUGCUGAUGUGUUCAUGUCCGACCAUGUGGCAGAUCAUUGAACUGCAAGGCUUCGACCACACACGUCUCAAGGCUAAAGAAGCCAAAACAUGUUAGCCUUGAAGAAGUUCAAACAAACUAGCCACAUCUGAGGGGCUAGGCAAACAGCCUAACUGAAUGUAGCAGAGUUUAGACUUAUUACCACUGUACGUUUGACACAGUGCUGACUGUAUAAAGUUGCAUCUGGUGUUUUAGAUUUAUUGGGAGGGACUGUGGUCUAAAUGUAGAGAGGAAGAAGAAAUCCAGAAUAGUUUAUCAUCCUUCAUUUAUCAUGUUUCUGGCACAGAUCUGUUGUUGAGUCGGAUUGUUCCUUUUAAUUUCACACAUGAUUAUUAUGAUCAAUUACCAGACAUGGAAAUAUGGUACUUACAUGUUAAUUAUGUCAUGAUGUAUUAUGGGGAUACAAAAACAAACAAAAAAUUUCUAACAUCGUGUUCUACUAAGAGAUCAGGUAAAUUACAUGGCAAAACAUACUUAUUAUAGAGUACAUAGAAUUUAAUAUAACUUACAUUGAAUGAGGAUAUUAGAGGAUUCUCUGUAAGCACUUUGUUCCAGACCUAAACUUUAUGGUGUUCUAUUUACUUAUGAUGACAAGAUUGUUUCAAAAUGCUAGUCAUUUCAAAUAGUCUUGUUGUCAGUACUGUAAUUGCCAUGGUCAGUAAAUGUAUUUCAUGAGUUGACUUAUAUUAAUGGUCUAUUAUAUUAUUCUCCUUUAAUCGAACAGUUCACCUACAUGUAUAAAGUCACUAUAUCUGUGCUCCUUGGUGAUCCCCCAAAUAUUUUAAUUGUAUAUUUUAUUUUAUUCCAGAGACAAAAAAAACAAACAGUUCAAAUAUAAUUUGUUUUGAUACAUUUUAUAACAUGCUUUGACACAUUUUCAUAUUUCAUUGUGUUCAAUAGUAAGCGAUGAAUCAGCAAAUGUGACAAAUUUUUUCUUUGCCUUACUAAAUUCUACUUAUUCUACUUAAUAUCUUCUUAUCUUUCUAUAGAUUUACAGAUAUAUAUUGCGUAAAAAAUAUAUUCCUACAUUGUCAUAGAUAUUACAGAUACAGCAGUUUGGGGGAUCAACUCCAAGCACAGAAAGACUGAAAAUAAGGCCACAUGUAAACAUGGGUAUAAAAAUUGAUGAAUGUCUGCUUUAAUGUAAUUAUUAGUUUGUAUGACUCCUUUGUCAACAGCACACCAUUGUCAAAGUAAGGUUUAAUAAACUCUCAUCAAUAUUUA